Messenger RNA from Amoebophrya sp. A25, 218 nucleotides. The record is from the annotation of a GenBank genome assembly. Lineage: Eukaryota; Dinophyceae; Syndiniales; Amoebophryaceae.
CACUUCUUCGUCUGAGCAGCUCGGAGGUGUAGGAAGUGGAAUUUCCAUGGACGACCCGGCGUCGAUGGAAGAUCUGAUGUAUGAUAGGGCUUCUGAGCAGGCUGCUACGGGACAUCAUGCGACCGCAGGACGUGCGAAUCCAGUCGAGCUACAACAGGAGGGAUCGUCUGAGGAAUUUGCUUCAGGUUUGUGGCCCCCACGUGCAGAUGAGAUACCAC